Molecule: messenger RNA, 3119 nt
Organism: Gastrolobium bilobum
Lineage: Eukaryota; Viridiplantae; Streptophyta; Magnoliopsida; Fabales; Fabaceae
Product: rho GTPase-activating protein REN1
Biological process (GO): signal transduction
Source: RefSeq, a predicted model, not a curated record
UAUAUUUCUGUGAUUUUGGGAUCACAGAUAUGACCAACACUAGUGGGGAAUUAUCUCAGGGAAAUGGUGGUGCUUCUCUUCCCCCUCCUAAUUCCCAGCCUGGACCACUAGAGCAUCAACGUUCUCAUGGUGGUAGCGGCAAUACGAUUUUCAAGAGUGGGCCACUUUUCAUAUCUUCCAAAGGAAUCGGAUGGACAUCCUGGAAGAAAAGGUGGUUUAUUUUAACACAAACUUCACUAGUUUUCUUCAGAAGUGAUCCUAAUGCUGUCCCUCAGAAGGGAAACGAAGUGAAUUUGACCCUUGGUGGCAUUGACCUCAACAAUUCAGGCAGUGUUGUUGUCAAACCAGAUAAGAAACUUUUGACUGUACAAUUUCCUGAUGUUCAUGAUGGACGAGCUUUCACACUUAAGGCUGAAACUACAGAGGAUUUAUAUGAGUGGAAGACUGCACUUGAGAAUGCUUUGGCACAAGCACCCAGUGCUGCCAAUGUGAUGGAGCAAAAUGGUAUCUUCAGGAACGAUCAGACUGAUUCAAUUGAUAUUUCUUUGGACCAGUUGAAGGAAAAAGAACCAGUGAAAUCUAUUGUCCUUGGCCGGCCAAUUUUACUUGCUCUUGAGGAUGCUGAUGGUACUCCAUCAUUUUUGGAGAAAGCAAUGAUAUUCAUAGAAGAGCACGGAGCUAACGUAGAAGGAAUCUUGCGACAAGCAGCUGAUGUUGAUGAAGUUGAACGUCGAGUUCGGGAAUAUGAACAAGGAAAGGUUGAGUUUUCUGCAGAUGAGGAUGCACAUGUUAUUGGUGAUUGUGUUAAGCAUGUGCUUCGGGAAAUGCCGUCUUCUCCAGUUCCCGCAUCUUGUUGCAAGGCACUGUUAGAAGCUUGUCGAACUGAUCGUGCUAGUAGGGUUUCUGCUAUGCGCACAGCAAUAAAUGACACUUUCCCUGAACCAAAUCGCCGCUUAUUGCAAAGAAUUCUCUUGAUGAUGCAAACUGUGGCUUCACGCAAAGCUGUGAAUAGAAUGAGCUCCUCAGCUGUGGCAGCUUGCAUGGCACCCUUACUUCUUCGCCCCCUUCUUGCUGGAGAAUGUGAGAUCGAAAAUGAUUUUGAUGUUGGUGGCGAUGGUUCUGUUCAACUUUUACAAGCAGCUGCUGCGGCUAACCAUGCUCAAGCAAUUGUUAUAACUUUAUUAGAAGAAUAUAACAUCAUAUUCGGGGUAAUAUGUCUUGAUAUUGCUUUUUGCACGCAGGAAGGUUCUGUGUCCCCUGAUAUAUACACCGACUCAGAAGAAGAGAGUGGAUCUGAGACUGAAGAGGGUACAGAUGAUGAUUUGUCCUAUGAUGAUGAUUAUGACGAUGAACAAGAUGAAUCAAUACAGGGGUCCGACGCAGGUGAAGAAGAUGAUCUUGGUAGUGAAUCCUACAGCGGAAGUGGAGCUUCUGAUGCAUCUGAUGAUAAGGACCAUAAUCAUUCUAGCGCAAGUUCAAAAUCCUCAGGUGAGAGUGAAGAAUCUAAAGUUAAGCGAAAACUAUCAUCAAGGACACUUGUAGACUCACCAACUCAGCAUGAAGAUAUCAAAAGCAGUGAAAAUCUCAAGGGUCCAACUAAGACUGCUUUUGUAGAUCAGACCAAUAAGUCUGGUGAUAUAGUUGGAGGAGUUUCCACUGACCAAGCCACAAAGCAUAACUCCAAUCCUUCAUGUAUCAAAAAAUCUAUGUCCAAUGGCCCAGCACCUCGACACCGCAACUUUUUGGGGCGCACCUCUGCAAGGAAGAACCUUUCCAUGGAAUCCAUUGAUUUUCCUGAGGAUGAUGAAGAUGAAAUUGAAAGGCUCGAAGCUGUUAGGACAGAAUUACAAAACGAAAUUGCAGAAGAGGUAAAGGCAAAUGAAAAGCUGCAAUCUCAUAUGGAUAAACAAAAGAAAGACUUGGAAGAGCGUCGUCUGGCUCUUGAGCAAGAUGUGGCUAGACUACAGGAACAGUUGCGCAAGGAGAAGAAGUCUCGGGUAACUCUUGAGGCCAAGGCAGAGCUUGAGGAAUUAGCUCUGGUAGAAGCAGAUCUUGCUAACUUAGAGCGGAAGGUUGAGGAGCUUGGAGUGCGUCUUAAUGCACAGCUUGAACGGAGUUAUGGAUCUAAUCAACCACGCCAGAUAUCAAAUCAAGAAAGAAAGUAUGAUUAUCAGAAACAUAAGGCAGACACUGAAGUUGCUGCCACAUCACAAUCUGACAGGUCAAUAAGUAAGGACACUCAUAUUGGUGGAGCAGAAAGUGAUAAUGAGAGAAAGCCAGAGUCAACACCUUUACCAAACAAAUAUCCACCAACUAGUUCCAAGAAAUCUGGUACAAAGGGUGAGGGAGCAAAUUCCACUACUUCUGCUCUGACAAAACUGACAUCCAGACUGAACUUUUUGAAGGUGGGUCGAAGUCAGGUUGCAAAUGACCUCCAAAACAUGGAUAAAGGCAGAGAGUCAAGUCAUUCUUCACACAACCUGGAUAAAGGAAAAGGAUCUGAACGUCACCAAUCCCUUCCAUCCCCUACUAGGCCAAACCCGGAAAAGGGUAGAGGCCUAGACAGUUCCCAGUCACUCCAGAUUUCAGAUAGAAGUUCGGGCAAAGGUAAAUCACAUCAAAAUUCAGACAAAUUGAGAAAAUCAGAUAGUCAGCCACACUACUCAGGUGAUGGAUGGAAUCAACAACCAAAACACUUGGAAAGAGGAAGGUCAGAAGGUCAUCAUGAGUCUUAUAAUGUGGAUAAAGGUCGAUGAUUACAGGGCCAAUCUUUUGUUACAUAACAAAAUCCAGAUGAUACGAGGCCAUUGCAAUCCGUCAGUGUUUUUCUUGUCCACGUGGGCGCAUUGCUCAUGUCUUCAACAAAUUUUUGUGUGGUUUAUGAAAUAGAGUGAGAAGAAUCCUUCUUUGUUAAGGUUGGCACAAGAGCCCAUAUUUAAUUGAGAGAAUCUAAAAGGAGGAUGUGCAAGGCGUAGUUCAACCAUCCCCUUGACAUAAGCAGAAGUGUUUGUAACCCAACAUGCUGAUUUUUACUGCCUCAGUAAACAGCAUGAUGAUUUUGCAAUUACAUUAUCGUAUUUGUAACUGCAAUAACGUUAAGAGUUGUUUGGCAUAAGCUG